This is a messenger RNA of Ceraceosorus guamensis, 2550 nucleotides long. Its product is annotated as DUF221-domain-containing protein. Gene Ontology annotation, molecular function: calcium-activated cation channel activity. Gene Ontology annotation, cellular component: plasma membrane. The record is from RefSeq and is a predicted model, not a curated record. The transcript has 2 exons. Bases 1 to 2550 code for a protein of 849 amino acids. NCBI's taxonomy places the organism in Eukaryota, Fungi, Basidiomycota, Exobasidiomycetes, Ceraceosorales, Ceraceosoraceae.
AUGGCUCAACAAGACAACGACCCGAGCUCAGCAUCCACUUCCACCGUCGUCUCCUCCCUCAUUCUUAACGGCGUUAUCUUUGGUGUGGAGAUUCUCGUCUUCUUUCUUCUCAGACCCCGUUUCCCGCGCAUUUACCAACCAAAGAGUGUUCUCGGUCCCCGAAAUGAGCGCACUCAACCUCUGCCAAAGAGCCUCUUUGGCUGGGUCCCGCAGUAUCUCAAGACGCCCACCACCGAAAUAAUCUCAAAUCAGGGAAUCGACGCGUUUCAAUUCGUCGACUACUUGGAGAUGAUGAUCUGGAUUUUCGUGCCCAUCUGGGGUUUCACCUGGGUGUUCCUCAUGCCCCUGUACUCUGUUCAGUCCACUGGUGGCAAGACCGGCUUUGACAUGUUCACUUUCGGCAAUGUCGGUACACCGAGACGUGAGCAGUUGCGUUACAUUGGUGUGCUCUUUGCACAAUGGAUCGUCACAUUCUGGAUUUUGUACAACAUCCGCAAGCGUCUCAGCCUCUUCGUUCAGAGGCGUCAGCAAUGGCUCGUCUCGCCGAAGUACAGUCAGUCAGCCCAAGCCAAGACCAUUCUCAUCACGGGUGUGCCCAACGACUAUCUCUCUGAGCGUAGGCUAGAGAAGAUGUACGGUCAGCUUCCUGGAGGUGUUGCAAAGAUCUGGCUUAACCGCAACCUCAAGGACUUGCCAGAACUCGUACAGGACCGCAGCAAGGCUCUCAACAAGCUCGAGUCAGCCGAAGCCAAGCUCGUCAAGCUCGCUCUUAAGAAGGUCCGCAAGGGCAAGGUGCAAGCUGGCGGCGAGGAGCACGCAACCGACAGCGAGAUGACCGUCGAGGCCGCAGACAAGUACGUGACUCGCAAAGAGCGACCUAGUCACAAGCUCGGCGCCCUCGGCUGCUUUGGAGAGAAGGUCGACACGAUCGAGUGGGCACGCGAGGAAAUCGCCAGACUCAACAAGGAAAUCGGCGACCAGCGCGAGAACCUCACCGACUUUGAGCGCUUCCCACCACAGAACAGCGCAUUCAUCCUCUUCAAUCGUCAGAUCGCAGCAGCGAUGGCCCUCAAGGCUCACGCUCACCACCAGCCUUACCGCAUGGCUUCUCACUACGGCUCUGCUCACCCCGGCGACAUCGUCUGGCCCAACCUGAACAUGAACCCUUACGAGCAAAAGAUCCGCACAGCCAUCUUUUGGGCUGCCACGCUUGGUCUCGUCAUCUUCUGGAUCAUUCCAGUGGGUUUCGUGGGUAUCGUGUCCAAUCUUACCGGCCUGUGUUCAGACGUCUCUUGGUUGGCUUGGAUGUGCAUGAUCGAGCCCGCAAGCGGUAUCAUUCAAGGUAUUCUGCCCACGGUCUUCCUUGCCGUGCUCAACAUGCUCCUGCCAAUUGUGCUCCGACUCUUCGCCAGACUCUCUGGAGUGCCGACGUACACGGGCAUCGAGCUUAGCUUGAUGGACCGAUUCUUCCUCUUCCAGAUCCUCAACAACUUCCUCUUCCUCACCAUUUUCUCUGGUGUCGCGCAGGGUGUGGGCCCGAUUGUCGACGCUCUUUCAAAUCCUCAAGGGCUGCCCGCUCUCCUCGCGAAAUACAUCCCGGGCGCUUCCAUCUUCUUCCUGUCUUACAUUGCCCUUCAAGGUCUGACCGGUGCAGCAUCCGGCUUCAUGCAGAUUGUGCCCCUCGCAAUUUUCUACGUCAAGGCUUUCCUCCUCAACUCCACGCCCCGAAGCGUCUGGCACAUCCAGAACGACAUGGGAUCGCCUGCUAUGGGUACCACUUUCCCCGUGACCAGCUUGCUCAGUGUCAUCGCCAUCGGCUACAUGGUCACCGCGCCAGUAACGGCAGGGUUUGCCAGCGUCUCUUUCAUCCUCUUCUUCUUGCUUUACAAGUACCUCUAUCUUUACGUCUACGACGUCAAGCCCGAGAAGGAGACUGGAGGUCUAUUCUUUCCCAAAGCUUGCGCGCAGCUCUUCUAUGCUCUCUACCUGGAGAUGGUCAUUCUCACUGUUCUCUUCUUCGUGGCUCAAGACGAUCAGCUCAACCAAUCUGCCAUCCCUGAAGGCGCAUUCAUGAUCGUCCUUAUCAUUCUCGUCGCCAUGUUCCAUUACACGCUGUUCAAUUCUUUCGGCGACCUCUUUACCGCCUACCCGCUCUCUCUUGCUCCCAGUGAGCAAGAGGAGAAGGCUGCCAUCUUGGACGACGCAGCCACUCGUCACGACUCCAACUCCUCUCCCGGAGAAAAGCAGAAGACGCAGGCCCAUGCUGCAGGCGGAUCUACGGCCAUCGACAUCGAUGGACCUAACAGCAAGACUAAUCUGGUGGAGGACGAGGAUGCGGAAGAGGAUCCCAUGCUCGCUUUCCAGCAUCCUGCUACCAAGGAUCCUCAGAGAACGCUCUGGUUCCCCAACGACAACCUCGGCUUGGGAUCCGCAGCUGUUGCUGGAGCCCAGAGGCACGGUCUGGAGGCGACGAACAGGAACAACGAGGUCAACGAGAAGGGUCGCAUCACUACCGACGCUCGUGUACCUCCCGGCGAGACGCUCAACUAA